Molecule: messenger RNA, 1376 nt
Organism: Alligator sinensis (Chinese alligator)
Lineage: Eukaryota; Metazoa; Chordata; Crocodylia; Alligatoridae
Gene: GSK3A
Product: glycogen synthase kinase 3 alpha
Exons: 9
Coding region: 1-897 (298 amino acids)
Biological process (GO): protein phosphorylation; negative regulation of TOR signaling; extrinsic apoptotic signaling pathway in absence of ligand
Cellular component (GO): cytosol; cytoplasm; nucleus
Molecular function (GO): ATP binding; protein serine/threonine kinase activity
Source: RefSeq, a predicted model, not a curated record
AUGGGCCCUGGGGCAAAGGACGAGGUUUAUUUGAACCUGGUGCUGGAUUUCGUGCCGGAGACGGUGUACCGCGUGGCCCGGCACUUCUCCAAGGCCAAGCAGACCAUCCCGGUCAUCUAUGUCAAGGUCUACAUGUACCAGCUGUUCCGCAGUCUGGCCUACAUCCACUCACAGGGUGUCUGCCACCGUGACAUCAAGCCCCAGAACCUGCUGGUUGACCCUGACACGGCUGUGCUCAAGCUCUGCGACUUCGGCAGUGCCAAGCAGUUGGUGCGGGGCGAGCCCAAUGUCUCAUACAUCUGCUCCCGCUACUACCGGGCCCCCGAGCUCAUCUUUGGUGCCACCGACUACACGUCCAACAUAGAUAUCUGGUCGGCGGGCUGCGUGCUGGCCGAGCUGCUGCUGGGACAGCCCAUUUUUCCUGGGGACAGCGGUGUAGACCAGUUGGUGGAGAUCAUCAAGGUGCUCGGGACACCCACACGGGAGCAAAUCCGGGAGAUGAACCCCAAUUACACAGAGUUCAAGUUCCCCCAGAUUAAGGCCCACCCCUGGGCCAAGGUGUUCAAGCCACGCACACCAGGUGAGGCGGUGGCACUGUGCGCCCGCCUGCUAGAGUACACACCGGCCACGCGCCUCUCGCCCCUGGCGGCCUGCGCUGAUCCCUUCUUCGAUGAGCUGCGUGAGCCGGGUGCGCGCCUGCCCAGCGGCCAUGACCUGCCCCCCCUCUUCAACUUCAGCCCUGUGGAGCUCGCCAUCCAGCCUGUGCUCAACGCUACCCUGGUACCCCCCCACGCCCGGGUGCUGGGGGGAUGUGUGGCUCCCCAAGGUGAGGGGCGCCUGAGCGGCGACAGGAACCAGCUGGGUGACGGCGCGGGACCCAUCGCCAGCACCUCCUGAGGGGCUCUGGGGCCGGCCUCCCCCCUGCCUCCCAACUGAACUGUGAAGGGGGCGAGGGUUUAGCAUCCCUUCCAAUGACCCCUUGGCCCAGCUGCUGCCUUGUGGGGGGUGAGGGGGAAGGUCUCUGUCUGCCCCCCAUUUUAAAGUCCCUUUCAGUUUUAAGCCUCUCCCCCAGGUGCCCCCGGAGCCGGUGGGGGGAAACUAUGGCCGUGCCCCCCACAACUAUGGGGGGGCCCCUCAUGCUCUGGACCCCAAUGGGAGUUUUAUGUCCCCGCCCACCCCUUUUGUAAAUACACCCCUGCCCCCUCCUUUUAUGGAUCGCUGUGUAAAUAGUUGAUUUUUUUCUUAUUGCCUCCCCCCCCACCCCCCCUGCUGCCCCCAAAUGAGCUGGAGGGGGGGUGGCCUGUGGCCCCAUUAGCCCUUUUCUUAGACUUGGCUGUGUACAGACCCCUUCAAUAAAUUAUUGGCAUGACCCGAGG